CCCCUGUCGUGCGGAAGUUGCUGCAGGGUUGAGAAGGUCGGGUGCUUCUCUCUUCUUAGUAAUAUUUUGUGGUGUUGACGAGUGUUGUGGAGGCCACACCUCCUCCAGACGAGACCUUCACGCCCACCAAGGUUACUGAGGUACACAGAGAGUGCUCUUGAAGCUUUGGCCAAGCUGUUGCAUCUCCGAAGGUCUUUGCUGAAGUUUAUCCACAUGGGUACUCAAGAGAGCAGUCACAGCAGCUACAAACUUACCCCUUGGAAGCUUGGCUGUGAAGUCAGAGGGAUUGACCUAAAGAAAGAUGUACCAAAAGAUGUUAUUGCUGCUAUUAAGGAGGAUGUGACGAAGCAUCGCGUGCUGAUUUUCAAGGAUCAGGGUGUUAUCAGUGGGGACAGGCAUGUGGAAAUUGCUAAAUGGUUUGGUGAACCUGAUUCUACCUUUUAUAAGCAUCCACGAUCUCCACACCCAGAUGUGUUCCGAGUCUCUAAUGAUCGCACCGAAGGCUGCACAAAUGUUGGUCGAACUGGGUGGCACAUUGAUGGUAGUUUUCAAGAGGCACCAUUUGCAUACUCACUUUACCAUAUGGUUCAUGUACCAACUAAUGGUCCUACAGUAUUCUGCCCACUGACUGAAAUUAUUGAAGAGUUACCUCGAGAUCAACGCAUACGGUGGGAACGUUUGUAUAUGAUAAGUGAUCGUCGGUCAGGUCCGAUACAUCCACUGAUUUAUUCUCAUCCACUGACAAAGAAAAAGGUUCUCUGUUUCCAUUUGGGCAUGACAGAGGGAUUUAUUUGGGACUACAAGACUCCCGAGCAGCGAAGCACAAGUGAAGAAGAAACAUACGCUAUUCUGCAAGAGAUCCACCACGAAUUCAUCAAGGAUAAUAAAGCUCGGCAGUACAGACACGAGUGGAGUGUAGGUGACUUUAUAAUCUCGGACAACCUCUCUGUGGCUCACGAAGCAGCACCAGAGUCUCAACUGCCUCGGAGCAAGGUGGAUCUGAGGGUUCUGCACCGUGUGACCACUGUCGGCCAUUGCCCUCCCACCAAGGACUAUGACUAUCGCAAAGAACUUGGGCUGUAAUAAAAGAGCAUUAAAUCAUCUUAAACUGAAAAGUUACCUUUGCUGUAUUCUUUAUCUCUGAUUUGUCCAGCUUUCUUACAAGAUCCAUGUGACUAAAGUGUUUUUACAAGGGAUAUUAUGUUGCACAGGUAGAAUCUAAAGAGCAUCAGAGCAAAGAAAUCUGCAGAAGGUCAAUUGCCUGCUGCCAAGGCAGUUCCUAUUUAUGUACAGUACAGGUACUAAUAUUUUUAUCUUAAACAAUUUAACUUUCUAGUGAAUUUUCUGUCAUGAAGUUAACUGGUUACUUAUUUCAUAGAUUUCCAAUCCAACUUCUGAACCAGUGUGCAUAUUUCUUUAAUAAAUUUAAAUUUAAAUCCAUUUUGUGUUAUAAUUUUCGUUAAUAUUUUCAGCACUCUGUUUAUAUCUCCCUUCUUGAACCUUUUCAUCCAUUUGUACACUUCAGUCAUGUUGCCCGUUUUCUCUUUGUCUGUGUAAAUCUUCAUACGUCUUUUUUUCAGAUGGAGGGUUUCUUUCACCCAGGUUCAGAUUAGCCAUUCUUUUCUAUGUACUUGCCAGAGAAUUUACAGCCAUUCUAUAGUAUGGUGUCCAAAACUGUACUGUACUGUACUAAUCUGUAAUGGAAUAUGAUCACUAUAUACAAAAUAGUUCAGUAAUAAGAAUAGAAAAAAUUGAUAGGGAACAAUUCCUGACCUGGAAUUUCAAGAACCUGAGGUCAUAGAUUUUAACUAAACAAUGCUGCUGAGAAAGUGAGAAAAUUCACUUUCACAGAGUGGUAGGCGGUUGGAACAAGUUCAGUGAGGAGGUGGUGGUUAUAGGUUAAGAUUUAGGAGGUGGUGGUUAACUUGUGGUGGCCUCCACCACAAGUUAAGUGGUGGAGGCCAAACCCGUCGGUAGUUUCAAAGCGUUAUAUGACAGUGCUGGGAAAACAGAACACCAUGAGCACAGUUCUCAUCCUGUAACUAUACUUGGGUAAUUACACAUACACAAACAUAUCCACACAUAUACUCAUACAUACAUACAGUACAUACAAGCUUAAGUAUUAAAAUGUGUUACUAUCCUGCAUUUUCUUGCCUUUGUUAGGCCCAUAUAAACAUGCUUUUUACUUUGGGCACUGUACUAUAGAAUAAACAUGAAUUCUCCUGAAAGUUUGACAAGAAGGAUGGUAAAGUUUAUCCCAAGGCAUCUGGAACCAGUCUUAUAAAAAGAGAUUAAGAAAGCUUAAAUUACAUUUUUUUUUUAGAAUGGUGAGGAGUAAUAGCGGGACAUGAUUUGAGAUAGAAAUGAUGAAAGAUA
Messenger RNA from Procambarus clarkii (red swamp crayfish), 2376 nucleotides. RefSeq names its product alpha-ketoglutarate-dependent 2,4-dichlorophenoxyacetate dioxygenase. The record is from RefSeq and is a predicted model, not a curated record. Lineage: Eukaryota; Metazoa; Arthropoda; Malacostraca; Decapoda; Cambaridae. Gene Ontology annotation, molecular function: oxidoreductase activity.